Molecule: messenger RNA, 4128 nt
Organism: Styela clava
Lineage: Eukaryota; Metazoa; Chordata; Ascidiacea; Stolidobranchia; Styelidae
Product: tudor domain-containing protein 5-like
Source: RefSeq, a predicted model, not a curated record
GUUUAUUUAUUUUUUCAUUGGUAAGCUAGAUUCGAUGUUUCCACACUGUUAAAUAAUUUUAAUAUUUAAUCUGUGACACAAACAUAAAAAUGUCAGAUGUAGUCAGGAGAAAGGAAUCUGUGAUAAAAGUCAUCCGAUCACUUCUUAUAUCCUCACCAUCUGGGUUAACAUUGAAUCAGUUGGAAAGAGAUUAUCAAUUGGUUGAAAACCAGGGACUUCCCUAUCGAAAAUUCGGCCACACUGAUUUGUUAUCCUUCGUAAAGACCUUGAGUGAUGUCGUCAAGAUUGAUUAUCGCAACAGAGAGCUGGUUUUGUAUGGAAUUGCAGAUGAAAAGACGAAGCAUAUAAAAAGUAUGGUGGAUCAUCAACGAAAAACAUCUCGUUAUAUGGGACUUGCUAAAGUAAAUCAGCCUUCAAGACGUCCGAAAAGUGGACCUUUUGGUGCUAGACAAGCUAGAGGAGUUUGUUAUGUGAGCGCACAAAUACGUAGAAAUGUGUACAAUGUUGUCCAGUCCAAUGUAAAUGGAGUUCCUAUGUCUGUGUUUCUAGAUGUUUACAAGCAAGAGAAUGGCGUCACAUUGAAUCCUGAGCGACUUGGUUUUAAGCGUCUGCCAGAUAUUUUUUUAUCCAUGCCAGAUGUGUGCAAACUAGAAUAUGGACGAAGGGACAAGACUGGUAAUACUUUGUAUGUGUAUCCUCCGAAAUUGCAACAAGGGCCCGCAAUAAGUAAGACAAAAACCAAAGUUUCUGGUGGUGAUUCUAAAUCUCCUAGCGUUGAAAAGCCGGCUAGCAGAAAGAACUCUGUAUUAAAUUCUGAAGAAUCAGUUUGUGUUAAUGAGGAGAAACCUGCGAUUGCCGUUAUCAAAUCCGAACUCAAUCCUCCAGUUGAAGACAAAAUUUUCAGUAAUUCGGUCAUACCAUCAUGCAAGUUGUUGAGGAGUGAAAUUUUGGAAAUUUUAGCUGAAGAACCAAAGGGUGUAUGGGCAGUGCGAGUACCUGUGUUAUACAAAAAAAAGUUUGGCAAAGAAUUGCAAAUUCAAAAAGUUGGAUAUUUCAGCAUCAUUGAAUUGCUCUCAACAUUGAGUGAUGAAGUCAGCAUUACACGUCCCAAUCCAAAAGGUGAUUGGUUGCUUGCAAAAAGAAACGUAGAUGAAAUAGACCAAAGUAAAUUGUUGUGUGGCAGCUUUUACAAUGAAGGAUUGGAAGUUUUAAAAAUGGAAGUAAAGGAGAUGCUCAUCAAAUCAAAAGAUGGAAUUCUGCUUGAUCGAUUAUCUGAAAUUUAUGAAAAGACGUUUCGACAUACGUUACAUCUGGAUGAAUACAAUAUUUCAAAUUCCCUCGAAUUCGUUGUCAUGAUAAGAGGUGUCUGCAUCUAUGAAAAAGAUGGAAAAAUAUACGUAACUCUCACAGAAGAUGAGAAAAAAGCAAUUCACGGAGGGUAUAUCUCACCUAACUUGCCAGAGAAUGAUAUUCCUCUUGAUGCUAUAGGACCAAAUGCUUCAUAUAAAUUACCAACCCUUCCAUCUAAAGACGCCCAAUAUAUAGAUUUGUUUGUGUCUGAUGUUACCAAUCCAGAAUAUUUUAUGGUUCAAAUUUGCAGUAAACAGACUACUGGUGCUCUCAAUAUGCUUAUGGAUGAACUGGAAAGGUUUUAUUGCUCUCCAGAAGGCGAUAGAUAUAAGAUUCCUGAAUGUAUGAUCACGAUCGGUCAACUUUGCGCUGCGGUUUUCAUGGAAGAUAUGAAUUGGCAUCGAGCUGUGAUUGUUCGAAUCAAUAAAGCAUCGUAUGCUGAUGUGCUAUACGUUGAUUAUGGAAGCAUAUCUGCUGUGCCUAUUGCUUCUCUACGACUUUUGAAAUCAUGCUUUUUACAAUUGCCUUCUCAAAUGAUUAAAGCUCGACUGGCACAUAUUCAGCCAGCAAAUUUGAAAUCAUGGACUCUAGACUCCAGAAACUGUAUGCUUGAUAUGUGUCGCGAUCGUCCACUUGUUGCAAUGAUAACCAGUAUUGAAAAUCGUGUUCUCUCUCUUUGCCUUUGUGACACAACAAAUCCAGAUACAGAUUUACAUAUCAAUGACACCUUGGUGGAAAAAAAACAUGCUGUAUAUUUUCCCGACGAUUUGCCCAAAGAAGCUGCUAGUACUUUGAAGAGCUUUUUACAACAACAAAAUGAGGUUGGAAACAAGGGACCUAGUUGGCCUUGCAGUACUCAAUCCAUUACUAGCCAACCUUCAGACAAUUUGGAUCCAAGUCCUGAUAUUGCUUCUAAGAAUGAAGUUGGAAAUGAUAUUGACGAAAGCUACAAACCUGUUGCUCAACCACAAAUAAGAUUUGUUCGUCUGUUUUCAAUUAUUGAGGGUCAAUAUUCAAUAAACGUUAUUAAUUAUGAAGGAAAUCCGAUGGUCACAAGUGCAGAUAUCUCAUUAUUUUUCCAACCAUCUGGCGAUGAUCUCGUGCCUUUGCUGUUGAUGAGAAACCUUAGAUUUAUUGAGCUCGCUAUUGCCGACGAUGAAAAGCAUUCUCAACUUUUUAUUGAAAUGAGAGAAAAAAAUGUUCCUGGCACCAUCAGGCACUAUACAUAUACAAGUAUUGUAUUUCUUUAUCGUUUGCAAGAUGUACCUGCAAUCAUCAAAGGAAUUGGUCAUGCACAAGAAAAGGAUCUUAUCGAUGGAGUGAAAAAGAUAUUGAUAGCGUUUGAUCCAGAUUCUAGAUAUUGGAUUUCAGAUGAUGAGGAUGAUUGCCCAGAGUUAAUUUCUGUCGCUCAAGCAGGUAACCUUGAAUUAAGUAAACUUGAACACGAAAAAGAAGAAUUAUUCAAUAUGCGGAAAAAUUUACUUGAACAACUUGCAAAUCAAUCCAGUGCUAGUGUAGUGGACCAAACUACCGAUAUUGAGGAAAAGUUAUUUGUAAUUAAAGGAAAAAUCAAGCAGUUAUCGUGUACUUUACCGAAGGAAAUUGAAACGCAGGCACAACAAAGUGCAGUUCAUGAUGCAAUGGUCAGUCAAUACACCUCUCAUGCUGUCACAGUAGAAAAGAAAAGUGAAAACCUACUUACAGAAUCUUCACAAAUAUGCUCGAAAUCAGACUUAACAAGAGUGGCUGAAGUAGUGCCGUUUAUGAAACAGCAAGAGGCCGUGAAAACUAAUCUUGAUACUGAUUUUUCUGAAAUCUCUGGCGCUCAUCUUUCUCAUGAUGUUGUUGAUUUCACUACUUUCAACUUGGCUAAUGAACAACUACCCCCUUUAAUUCAUGGAUCGUCUGGAAGUACGAAUUGGAGAAGUACGCAAGUAUCAAAUCAAGUGGUAGUAGAUGGAAACGAACAUUUACCGUCAAGAAUAUUCAUUCCUCAAACGAUGCGAGAAUCAUUUACGCAGCCUAUGGCAGAAAAUAUCCCAUUUAUGUCUCCUCAGUCCCAAAAUGCAAUCAGUCAAGGUAGUCAAGUGCAAUUACCUAUUGGGCCGCGGCAGUGGAGAUUAAUGCCAUUGGCACAACAAAGGAUGAAUCAUAAUGCACCGCAAUUUUUUCCAAAUCAAAAUCAAGGCCAGGUGUAUUACAAUCAGAUGGCGAUUCCUGCCACUGGAACUGUUAAUAUGCAACAUUCACAGCAGUUGGUUUACACUCCUCAAAAUCGGCAAGAAGGACAAUAUUCACUUUUUAUGCCAGUACAAGGCAUGCCCUGAUUUGUUUGUAAAUAAUAUUGUAAAUAUUUGGUGUUUUAUAAACUUGACACUGUUUCUUUAUAAGUUUCUCACUGAAUUUUUUUGUUCUUUUAUUAAUGCACAAUUCUACUUCACAGGUUAUUCAUUGUGUUUCAUAUUUCUUUCGUUAUCAUGUUUUACUUUUUUAUUUUUUUAAAGCUGUGACUGCCUUAAUCUGCCGUUCUUUAAAAGUUCCACUGUGCAGUACAUUUGUUUUUAAUUUGUUCAUUUCAUUCCUCAGUGUAAAGAUGUUCAAGUGACCUGAUUUGGAAUUAAUUGUGGACAUUUUGUAGAUUUUUUUGGUAAAAUUGACUGCUUAAACAUUUCAUAACAUUUGGUGUUAUUUUUUCUAUUGAUUGAAUUGCCUCGCAAUUUUUGGUACGCAAUUACACAUCAUUCUGUUAUUAAUGUUUCUCUGCUCUGUUUUGGCAGA